This is a messenger RNA of Arabis nemorensis, 417 nucleotides long. The record is from the annotation of a GenBank genome assembly. Lineage: Eukaryota; Viridiplantae; Streptophyta; Magnoliopsida; Brassicales; Brassicaceae.
AUGAGUAUGGAUGGCGUUAGCUACAUCACCAAUUCUGCUACUGCUACUGCUCUGCUUCCAUGUCUCUACGACAUUCACUUAUUUGCCGCCAGUCCCUUUGUCUCCGAAAUGGUGAUUCUUGAGAACGAAGGUUCAGCUGCUCCGAUGCACAUUGAUGUCUCGUCGCCUCCGGUCAAUAAUAGUCUCCUUCGGGUGCUGUUUCAGCCUGGAAGAUCUCUUUUAUCUGAAGGAAUGGGUUCUGUAGGAAGACCAGCACCUGAGAGAGAACUAAGCAAGGAGUUAAAUGAGAGUGAUUUAGAACAGCAGUUUUUAGGGGCAAAUGAUAUUAGGACAAUUGCGAAGACGCAUGUUGUUAGGAUGAGGAGUGCAAUUGCAGUAGACAGGGCUGAGUCUUACACUUGGAUACCAUGUACUUAA